This is a messenger RNA of Capsaspora owczarzaki ATCC 30864, 1160 nucleotides long. RefSeq lists its product as hypothetical. The transcript is spliced from 6 exons. NCBI's taxonomy places the organism in Eukaryota, Filasterea, Ministeriida, Capsasporidae. Bases 46 to 1071 code for a protein of 341 amino acids. Gene Ontology annotation, molecular function: RNA binding. Gene Ontology annotation, biological process: maturation of LSU-rRNA from tricistronic rRNA transcript (SSU-rRNA, 5.8S rRNA, LSU-rRNA). The record is from RefSeq and is a predicted model, not a curated record. Gene Ontology annotation, cellular component: nucleolus.
GCUCACUUUUCUUAUUUUUCAUUUCAAUCCUUUCACAAACACAAAAUGUCUUCUCGCGGCACCAAGCGCGCUUCCAGCGACAACGAGCCCACCACCCGCAAGAGCCGCCGCCUGGCCAAGGACGAGGAGGAGGAGGAGGUCCUUGACGCGCUGCCGGAGGACUACUCCGACCCCGAGGACGACGAGGAAGACUCGGAAGUCGAGGACAAGGGCGACGACGACGAUGACGACGACGACGAGGAGGACGAGGACGAUGAGGAGCAGGAGGAGGAGCCCAAGAAGGGCGACAAGCGCAAGCCAUCCAAGAAGGACGACGCCGAGGAAGAGGAGGGCGACGACGACGAGGAGCCCGAGGACGACGACGAGGAGGGUGAUGAUGGCGAGGACGACGGCGCCGAGGAAGAGGGCGAAGACGCUGCUGGCGACGACGACGACGACGAGGCUGCCGAUUCCGACGCCGAGCCGAUCGACGACGACGAGUUCAAGGCCCAGCGCCAGGAGAUCCGCCUCGACCAGGCCACUCUCAACCGCCUGAAGACCAACCUUCAAGCUGUUGAGGCAAAGCGUGCUGCCUCCAAGACCAAAACAAAGACCGAGCGAGGAGUCUUGUACGUCGGUCACAUCCCGUACGGUUUCUACGAGGAGCAGAUGCGACGAUUUUUCUCCCAAUUUGGCAACGUUUAUCGCCUGCGCAUGUCGCGCAACAAGAAGACUGGCCGAUCCCGCGGUUUUGCAUUCGUCGAGUUUGGCGACCGCGUCGUUGCUCAGACUGUUGCAGAGACCAUGAACAACUACCUCAUUUUCGGCCGACUGCUGCAGUGCCAACUGCUUGACAAGAAGGACGUCCACCCACAAACAUUCAAGAACGCCAAGAACGAGUUCCGACACAUUUCCUACAGCUUGAACGAAAAGGCGCGUCACAACAAGGAGCGCGAUCUUGUUCAAGAAGGCAACCGCGCACUCAAGCUCAUUUCCAAGCAGGAGAUGGUGCGCGCCCGAUUGGAAGCCGCUGGUAUUGAUUAUGAUUUUGGCGGUUAUGCCAGCAAUUUGCCAGAGGGUGUCAGCCAGUAAUGGUUGGGCUUUUGUUUUUCUUUUAACAAAUUAUGGAAUGAAUGAAUGAAUGAUUUUUUGACAAUCCUCCGUCCAUUACAGUAGUUCAA